CCAAGCAAAGAAGGCGCUUUCACAAUUUUGGGCGCAAAAAAAGAAAAGAAAUCCACUAGAAGAUGAGAGUCAUGUCAUUUCCCAACUACCACCGCCGUCCUCUCCCACCGCCACCCUAAACUCGCGAACCUAAACCCAUCCACGGCGGCAGCGUAGCUGUCUUUGGCCGAGAUAGUCGCCGGACAAAUCUCCAGACGCACACAAUGCAAAUGCUAAGAGCGCUCUUCGCGACAUUCGCUGUCCUUUGCUCUUCCUCUAUCGUCUUCUCCGCCACAGAUUCCGAGUUCCUAGUAGGAAGCGACGCCUUUAAUGGAAGCGUGGAAUUCAACAUUUCCCUUGCGGCGAGAUCUAAUGAAGACAGCUUCGCUGGCAUGAUUGAUCGAGCUCUGGAGAAGGAAUUCAAUGAGACUAAUGACCAGUCCAGUGAAAUUGAUCAUGGGAGCUUCAACAAUAGUGUGGCAGAGCAGCAGGCAGUCCUCGAAACGGUUGCUAGGGUCAAGUCCAAGAAGAACGAGACAAGAGAAGUGAAGUCCUUUCAGCUGCAUAAUGUUUUCAACUUGGAUGACAACGGAGCUGAAGAUACACCAACAUUGAUAGAUCAAAAGGACAAUGUCUUUAUCAUUUCCAACCCAAAGUCCAAAUUUCCUGUCUUGCAGCUUGAUUUAAGAUUAAUAUCAGAUCUUGUUGUUGUGAUUGUUUCUGCAACUUGCGGUGGUAUUGCCUUCGCUUGUGCUGGACAACCAGUUUUCUCAGGGUAUUUGCUAGCUGGAUCCAUUAUUGGACCUGGAGGGUUAAACUUUGUUAGUGAAAUGGUUCAAGUAGAAACGGUUGCCCAAUUUGGUGUUAUUUUCCUUCUUUUCGCACUGGGUUUAGAGUUUUCCACAGCAAAGCUUCGUGUUGUUCGAGCUGUUGCUUUGUUAGGGGGGUUACUCCAGAUAUGUCUUUUCAUGUGUUUGUGCGGGAUAACAGCCUUGUUGUGUGGAGGAGAAGCAUCCGAGGGUGUUUUUGUUGGUGUGUUCUUGUCAAUGUCUUCAACUGCAGUGGUAUUGAAAUUUUUGAUGGAGAGAAAUAAUAUCACUACGCUUUACGGACAAGUUACCAUUGGAACCCUUAUUCUACAGGACUGUAUGGUAGGUUUACUAUUUGCACUGCUUCCAAUUCUGGGUGGUACUUCUGGGGUUCUUCCUGGAUUGAUGUCCAUGGGAAAAAUAUUUGUGACGUUGGCUACAUUUUUAGUCGUUUUGUCAAUAUUCUGCCGCACAUGUGUGCCUUGGUUUCUUAGGCUGAUGAUAGGCCUAUCAUCACAGACUCAUGAACUAUAUCAGCUCGCAUCUGUUGCUUUCUGCUUGCUUGUUGCCUGGUGUAGUGAUAAGCUGGGUCUUAGCCUUGAAUUGGGCUCUUUUGCUGCUGGAUUGAUGAUAUCAACAACAGAUUUAGCUCAACAUACACUUGAUCAGGUUGAGCCAAUCCGGAACUUCUUUGCAGCUCUUUUCUUAGCCAGUAUUGGCAUGCUUAUCCACGUUCAUUUUCUGUGGAGUCACAUUGAUAUCCUACUCGCAUCCGUUAUUUUGGUAAUUGUCUUCAAAACCAUUGUGGUUGCAACAGUGGUCAAGUGUUUUGGUUACAACAACAAGACUUCACUUCUUGUUGGAAUGUCUUUGGCGCAAAUUGGGGAGUUUGCCUUUGUUCUUCUAGGCCGUGCUUCAAAUUUUCAUCUAGUUGAGGGCAAACUGUACAUGCUGCUUUUAGGUACCACAGCUCUUAGCCUGGUAACAACUCCAUUACUGUUCAAACUGAUUCCUGCAGUAGUGCAUCUUGGGGUUCUACUGAGGUGGUUUUCUGCAGAUAUCCCUAUUGAGAGCGGAUCUAAAGGAGAUACAAGCAUGCGAGCAGACAGUGCUAAGCGCAUCACAGUCUUGGUCCAGGGCUCCGUCAUGCGUGAUACUAUGCAAUAAUAAAAAAGACUAAAUAUAUAUCAACAGAAAAGAAAUACUGAGUAGCACCAAAUCUCAGAUUUUGUCUGAUGGCACUUGUUAUCUCUGGGCAACCAGAAGUGCCCGAGACUGUGACUGAUUGAUUGUGAGUGUGGACCACACUUGUGAAUACACCCGAAAUAUGUUCUGCUGAGGACACGGUUGGAAGUGCGCAGAAAUUAGGUGCACGACAUUCUCUUUCUCUCUAAGCAUAUGCAUCCUCAAGGGUUUUCGUUUCUGAUGAAACAGUCAAUGUAAGUCACUGCUAGUAGUAACCUUACCCAUCUAAGUUUGCAAUCGUCAAACAACAAUUUUCUUACCACUUCCUUUCAUUAGUAGAUUCUAAUCUUUCCUCCAUUGAUUGAUGUAAAUAAGCAGAAUCUACUCAUCUUACCAUUAUUGGACUCGAUUAGUUUCGACAGUGCUGCCCCUUUUUCAGUUUUCACUUCAAGCUUUCGUGCCCAAGGAUUUGAAGUUUUCAGUAUCUUGUAGACGGUUAAUAUUGUGAGUUUGUACAUGUACGAAGUUAUAAGUAGGUUCUUAUGCCCAAGAAUAUUAUAUGCCACUAUUAUACAUUGUUAUUCUUUUUUAGUGCUAUUGACUCGAUUACAAUACAGUAUCAGUUCAUAU
This is a messenger RNA of Cuscuta campestris, 2603 nucleotides long. Lineage: Eukaryota; Viridiplantae; Streptophyta; Magnoliopsida; Solanales; Convolvulaceae. The record is from the annotation of a GenBank genome assembly.